UUCCUAUGUCCUUGAUAUCUCUUUCUUCUUGUUAUAUUCAUAAUUUAUAAAAUGAAAAAUUGUUCUGUGUAGAAAAGGCCGAUAAGCCUUCCGAUCCAAUUUAAUUAUUACUAUUAUGCAUGAUUUAUGAGCAAAGAUUUUAUGUUGCAGAUGAGGUUAAAUAUACCAAAAGUUAUUUUUCUACAAGUGAACAUUCUCUGGUUAGCAUAUACGAUAAACGGGUAUAUGAUAAAGAAAUUAUCCCUUCAUACGACAGGAAAACGGCGCCGGAAUUAAGUUCUACUGAUGUAUCUAAACCCACGUCUAUUGUUACUGGUGAAAAGUUUAAUUUUAUGAAAGAAGAAUAUUCAACAACAAUGGGCGACCUUCAAUCAUCAACAUCUCUUCAGGAUUCAGUAGCUUCAGAGACUACGUUACUUACAUCUGAUGAUGUUACUGAAGAUAUGUUACAUCUAUCAACUGUUAAAUCGAAUGAUUCUUUCGUUACCAUGAAGAAUCAAACAGGAUUAUUAUUGACAACUGAAAGUAUAGAAAAUUCAAUAGAAAAUAUACUUUUCUCAAAUGUUUCUGACGCACAAGAAGAUAAUGAUACUUCAACUGAUUUUAAUCACUUAGAAUAUUUCACUGGAGAAACUGAAUCUAUUGAAUCUACAACACAAAUUUAUUCAAAUAUUAAUUCUACAGUUUAUUCUGAUGAAAUAACUUUUACUACAGAAUUUCCUCAUUACAAUACGGAUCAUGUGAGCGUUACUGAUUUAUCAAGCGAUUUUCCGUCACUUGUAAAUGAUGAGGAUAAUUUUGAUUUAGAUGGAACACAAUCAGCUUUAUUUUCUUCUCUUUCUACAUCUGAUUCAGUUACGAUAGGAGUUUCUGAAGAAACUUUUACAUCUUAUGCAAGUGAGGAUUUAGAUACAAGCGAAGCUCCUAUAAGUACUUCUUUAUCAACUAACGAAGAAACUAUUUCGAGUAUUCAAGAAAAUGAGCCUAAUUUAACAAUCGUAAUGAAUUUUGAAUCAUCUACAAGUAAAAGUUAUGAUUCACUUACGCAAUCAGAAUUAUUAACAACUGAAUUAUACAAAAAUACAACGGAUUUGGAGCAAACUACAUCGUAUGUUGCAGAGACGAGACCUAUAUCUUCCACAGAAUCUUUUGAUGUUAAAUCAGAAUUAAAUUCUAACAGAGUUACUACUCCUUACGAUCCUAUUGUUUCGUGGCUAACGACAGAAAAUAAUACUAGAUAUUUUUCCACAAGUAAUGAGCCAAACUUUCUUACAGUGACGGAAAAAACUACUACGGAAACAAUAGCAGUUCCUAUAGACAACACGGAAAACGCUUCGGAAAAACCCUUCGUAGCAUCGACAAAUAUGCCAUUUCGAAAGACUACUCUGAAGGCAUCCACAAUUACAAAUCUUGCGACAAAUUCUACCUUUUCUGAGUUUUAUCAAAAUGAUUCAACGAGCAAUUUUAUAGAAACUUUAACAUCAAAAGAAGAUUUAUCGACAAGUUAUAAUUUCCGAUUAGAUUCUUCUUCCGAAGCUACUUCUAAAACAGAUCUAUCUACAGCUAAAUUUUCAACUUUGAUUAAUGAAGAUAAAGCUGUAUCUCCGAAUAUUAAAACCGUAAAACAUUCAGCUAAUUAUCCAAUAAAUUCGGUAGAUACAAAAACUCCAGUUAUAAAUUAUACAAACAAACCUUUUACUAGAAAAUCAACGAAUACGGAUUCAACUAAGAUGAAUUCUCUAGGCCUUUCAACGUUUGAAACUACACAGUUAGAAACUGCUAUACCGACUGAUGCAUCGAUAAAUAAUACAACUCCCAUUAUCUUUUUUCCUUCGUUUUAUAUAACUAGAGCUAUGCUUACUGGUACUACUACCGUUACUCCUAAAAUUACUAAGGCUGCUUCGACUGAAACAGUUAGCACAGUUCCUUCUGAAACAAUUAAUACGUUUUCAUCUGUAAGGAGUAAUAUUCCUUCAUCUUCAACAAUUUCUCUUGAAACACUGACUGCUAUCCCUGAUAUAUCUGAAAAAACAACAGAAUCUGUUUCGACGGAAAGAAUCGAUUCUUUCACUUCUGAAAUGAUUAAUAUAACUCCCUCUGAAAAAAUUAGCACGCUUUCUUCUGAAACAUUUAAAGGAUCAGUUUCUUCGGAAGCUAUUCCCCAAAUAAUCAAAACUACGACUGCUGUUACUCCUAAAAAAUUGAGUACAAUCACUUCUGAAUCAACUAAUACAUUACCAUCAUUUCCUUAUAUUACAAACGAAGCUAUUUCUACUUCUGCCGAGAUAAUGAGUACCACUCCUAAUUGGUAUCGAACAAAGUCUACUUCAAAAGAAACUAAUUCACUUCCUACUCCAAUGUUUAGAACUACUUCUAAAGCAGCUGCUACAGUAUCACCUGAGAUAAUUAGUACAUCAGAUACUUCUUCUAUCAUCAAUCAGACAACUUCUGAAAUGAUUAGCAGUGUUCCUUCUAAAAUAAUUAGCACAAUUUCUACGGAGGUAAUUACUGAAACUCCUGCUGAUGUUAAUGAUAUAAGAAAAACAACCCCUACCGAUUCCAUUGUUUCUUCCGAAGUAUCACAUACUGAUGAGACAACUAAUACUAUUAAAUCUACUACUCCAUACCAAACAAUUAAUUCUCUUUCUUCUGAAACGGAUGCUACUCAUUUUAUUUCUAGAGUAUCCAGUAUUCUCUCUUCUACCGCAAAUAUAAAAGAUGAAAAUAAUAACGAAAUUCCAACACAGAGUAAAUCUGAAAUAACUCCUGAGUAUCGCGAAACUAAUGCCUUAGAACUGGAUAAAACAACUCAAUUUUUAAGUAAACCCACUUUAAUAACUAAAUUGUUUACUUCAACGAAAGCUUCUUUCAAUUCGCCUUCAACAAAAUCGUUUACGAUUAAAAGUAUAUCAAGUUUAUUCACAAAGGAAACUACAAUUCGCUCGAUUGCAACUAAAAUAAUCGACACAACCGAAUCGUUAAAACAAUCUACUACGGAAACAACAACGAGAAAAAUAGAAAACAUCAUUUCAAGUACGAGUAAAUUACCGAAGAAUCCUUCUACAGAAACAACAACUUUUAAAAUCUGGAAACAUAGUUUAACUGUUCCUUCGAAAGAUGAAAUUAGAACUUCAAACACUCCAUAUUUAUUGGAGACUUCAAGCGUUACUUCUGUGCCAUACGUCGAGAUUCCUAUGUGGUUCAGAAUUGAUGCCGAUUUUAAGGAAGUCGUAGGAAACAGAGAAGAAGAAUUAAAGAAAUCAUUUAAGUCGCAACUUUCUAAAAUAAUGCGCUUACCUCCUACCUCUAUUCAAAAUUUAACCCUCUCGGAAGGGAGCAUCGAAGUAAGCUUUCAAUUAGUACCAAGUAAGGGUAAUGGUUACACAGUAGACGAAGAAGUUCUGCGAGCCGCAUCCGAAGAUUUAAAGAGAUUAAUUAAUAGUAAUCAAUUAAAACUGAAAGAUCUUGAUGGAAAAACAUUAAUUGUAGUGGCUCAAAAUCCCAUUACUACACCCUCUCCAGUGGCACCACCCGAUAACACAGCGACUAUAUUAGGAAUCGUCUUAGCAAUUGUGCUGCUGAUCGCUAUCAUAACGUUCACAGCCAUCAUGACAAAGUACAGAGGAACUCAAAAAUUAUCACCGUUGGAAGAUACAAAAAAUCCGAUUCCUUCUUAUCGGAAAAUUCCUUACGAAAAUUUACUAUGGGCGAUAUCUACCUCUAAAUCGAAUCAGCCUACUGGCAAAUUCGAUUACGACAGUGGACUCUGGAUAGGACCGGGUUCACCACCAGUUUUCCAUGCACCCGAAAUUGCCAAAUAUAAUCCUCCAAGUAAAGCCGAAAUUCGGAAAUCCAUUCGGCCUUCCACUUCAGUUAGACGUAAGUUGAAAGAAGACUGGCACAUCGACGAUCGAACAUUAUUCUGUGGGAGGUAAUGGAGGAAAUUCUGUAGAAGUUAGUCAUUUGUUUGCAGUUUAUACAAAUAUGGGAAAGAUAUCAAAUGUAAACAAGUCUCUUCUAGCAUCGUAGCGUGAAAAUAAUUACCAUAUGCGCUUAAUAAUGGCGUAAUAUAAAAAAAAAAAAUACAAAUAUAAGAAACAUGAUAUCGAGUGCCAAAA
This is a messenger RNA of Centruroides sculpturatus (bark scorpion), 4118 nucleotides long. Its product is annotated as putative GPI-anchored protein pfl2. The record is from RefSeq and is a predicted model, not a curated record. Bases 120 to 3935 code for a protein of 1271 amino acids. Lineage: Eukaryota; Metazoa; Arthropoda; Arachnida; Scorpiones; Buthidae. The transcript is spliced from 5 exons.